Molecule: messenger RNA, 759 nt
Organism: Lolium perenne
Lineage: Eukaryota; Viridiplantae; Streptophyta; Magnoliopsida; Poales; Poaceae
Source: RefSeq, a predicted model, not a curated record
AUGCGCGAGCCUGAGGACCUGCAGACGGCCAUGUACUACGCACGGGCCUACGAGAAGCGCGCCAUCGCCAUGCAGCAGGUCUACGCGCAACGUGGCAGCGCUCAUCCCGCGCUCCGACCCGCCCCGAAGCCCACCGCCCCGCCGCGCCCCGCGCCGGCCGCUGCGCCCGCGAGCCCUCCUGCGCCGACUCGCCCCUUCGAACGGCUGACGUCUGCAGAGCAGCUCGAGCGGCACCACAAGGGGCUGUGCUUCAACUGCGACGAGCAGUACGCGUCGGGCCACACGUGUGCCUGCCUCUUCUACCUGGAGACCGUCGACGAUGCCGACGUGGAGGCCCUCACCGCCGAGCUCGCGGCCGCCACCGUCACUGAGGCCGGUGUCACGACCUACGCGCCGGUCGACGCGUCCGCCUUCGUCGUCUCUCUUCAUGCUAUGGCGGGCAUCAAGACGGUAAAGACGAUGCUGCUCCCGGUGACGAUCAAUGGGGAGCGUCUCACUGCGCUGGUGGACACGGGCUCGACGCACAACUUCCUGUCCAACACCGCCAUGCGCCGCCUCGCUCUCCAGCCGGCGGGAUCGGAGAAGUACAGCGUCACCGUCGCCAACGGGGACCGUCUUACGUGCCAGGGCGUGGCGCGACAGGUUCCCGUGCUCGUUGGCGACGAGCCGUUCUCCAUCGACUGCGUCGGCAUCGACUUGGGCUGCUACGACUUCAUCCUCGGCCUCGACUUCCUAAGCACCUUAGGCCCCAUCCUGUGA